Tetranychus urticae (two-spotted spider mite) is the source of this 3225-nucleotide messenger RNA. Its product is annotated as nose resistant to fluoxetine protein 6-like. The record is from RefSeq and is a predicted model, not a curated record. Lineage: Eukaryota; Metazoa; Arthropoda; Arachnida; Trombidiformes; Tetranychidae.
CGGACAAGGAAAGCAAACGCGAUUUAAUUGUUGAUUAAAUUUUAGUUAAUGCUUUCCAUCAUCAUCUCAUCAUCUCAUAAUAAUCUAUUUAAUAAUUGUAAUUGUGGUUACAUUAACAGUCAUUUACAGUUUGAGUACAGCAACAAUAAUGGAUACAAUUCAAUGGAUUCAACAGUGAAGUUAAUUCAUCUAAGCGAUGAUCAUUCAAACAAUUUUCACUUGACAAGACGAUUUAGUCUAAAUUAAUCAUUUAAAUAAGUUUAGUUGUGAGCAAUUGAAUCCAUCAAUACAAUCAAAUGCUCGCUUUAACUGAUUUGUUUCACUAUUUGGAUAUAACGAGCCAUGUAAAUGUACUCGUCAGCUCAAAUUAUGGAUUGAAUUGCAAGUAACAAGAAAAAAAAUUGAUUGAGAUUUAUAUUAAAACAGAGAAAAGGUUAUCAAAAUAAAUUGAAUUAAUUUGAUUUUAAAACAGUGUCUAGUUCAAUAAGAUGAAGGUUUACAUUUUAAAAUGAUUCAAUGUUUUAUACAAUGAAUGUCAAGAGUUAACAUGUAUUGCUCAUCUCAUGAUGAUUUAUUGUUUAAUUUACUCAAAUCUUUCCGCUUACAAGUCAUUCAAAUCUGCUUGGAAACUUGGGUCAAGUCUGAUGAGGAAAAAAAUAUACCAAUGUCCAUGAAUCAAUGAUUUCCAUCACAAUUAAAGUUCAAUUGUUUGUGCUUUCCAGUCGUUUGUUUACAUCUUUCAGUUGUCCUUAAAAAAAUGUAUAAACAAUGGUCCAAAUUGUGUUUGUCAUUAAUUUUGAUUGUCAAUGUUUUUCACCUCUUUUGUGCUGCAAGUGAAUCAAAUGAAACUCUGCCGUCUACUCUUGAUAAAUUGUCUCACGAUUAUACCACAGUUUUUGUUGAUUUACUGAUUCGAAGUUUGGAAUAUAAUCGAGGAAGUUAUCUUUGUCAUAAUGAUUUACUUCGAUUAGCGCAAGAUUUGCAAAAAAACGAGGCGAAUGCAAAGAAAAUGGUUGAUUACUCUGGUCGUAUUCCAGCUCAAUCAAGUAAAUCUUUCAUUGAUUUUGGAUCUUACCAACAAUGCAUGAAACUCAGAUCAUCUACUUAUUGCCUGAUAACAGGAACAUCAGAGGAUAAUCUUAUUCAGUCCAAUGAACGAACUGUUUGGCAUGAAAAAAAUUCAACAAUCAAUUACAUGGUUGAUCUCAGUCAUCAUCUCAACGUUUCACGAAAAGCUUCUCUCAUGUUGGGUUUAUGUCUUCCGUCAAAUUGCUUUGGGUCAGAUGUUGAGGAUUUUUCAUCAUCAUUGUUAUCUUAUACCAACUUAACGGUUCGUCUUGAUAGGUGUGAAAAGCCGGUUCCAACUCCAAUUAAAUUGUCUCGUUAUGAGACAAUUGCUUUGGUUUACUUGGGUAUUCUGGUGGUUUCACAUUUAAUGGGCCCAUGUAGCUCAAGUGAUAAACCUUUAUCAUCCUUUAAUAUUGCCUCAAGUUGGAAAUCAUUUGUAUCACAUUCAAUUCGUAAUCCAGAGGAUCAAGUAAAUUGUAUUUAUGGUCUCAAGACAAUGUGUAUGGCAGCAUUGAUUUUGGGGAAUCUUCAAUAUUCAACUUCCAUUCCAUACAAAUUUGAUUUAAACAAUAAUAUUGAUGUUAAAAAUAGUUAUCCACUGAUUGGUAAUCCAACCAACAGUUAUCUUCAUUUGAUAGACACUUUCUUUUUCAUUUCUGGAUUUUUGGCUCUACGUUCAGCUUAUUCCAGGCUUCGAAGUAUUAAACCUAAGAAGGUCAUUUUUGUUCGCUGUUUUAAAUUUUCAUCCAUGAUAACGGUAACUUUAGCAUUAUAUUUUGCCCUCUUCAAUGGUUUCAUUAAAUCAAAAAUAGCUGGACCACUUUGGGAAUCAUUUUAUGGAGCCAGAGGUUUAUUACCAGCUUGCAAGGACCAUUGGUGGUCUGAGAUUUUGAUGAUUGAUAUUUGGAGAUUUAAAUACAACCAUUGUACAAUCAGUUCAUGGUAUUUGGCCAUCGAUUUGCUCAGUUUUUCAAGCUCUCUCUACUUUGUUAUUCCCUGGCUUGAAAUGAAGUUUAUCAUGAUUGUUUUGGUAAUCCUUUCCUUUAGUACAGGUUUACUGGCGACAGGGUUUAGUUUGUACAAAAUUAAUUAUCCAUCAACCAUUGUCUCUAAUCAACUAUUUACUCCUGGUUAUUUUGAUUAUAUCAAUUUUUUCUUGACCAAACCAUGGAUCCAUGGAGUUUGCUACAUGAUGGGAGUUCUCACUGCCUUUUAUAUGAGAAAACCAAGAUCCAGAUUAUCCAAGCUCAAUCGGAAAUUAGGCACUUUUCUAUCCAUUGGUUCAUUUGUUUUGGUCCAUUGGCUUGAAUCUUCUUGGUCAUCUCGAUCAACUUCAUCAUCUUUCAAUCGAUUCUGGUUAAUCUUCUAUGGAAUUGUUGUUCGCUUUUUUUGGUCUGCUGCUUUUGGAUGGAUGAUUUAUUUAAUCAACAGUCAGAACCAAUUUAAAUGGAUUAAUCGUUUCCUUUCUCAACCCUUUUUCCGUUGCCUCUCUAAACUUAACAUUUCACUGCUAUUAACCAAUUUCCUCGUUAUUAGACUUCGUAAUGCAACUCAUCAGCUUCCUGUGAGCAGAACAAUAAUAGAUUGGUUUAUUUAUUAUCUCGUUCCCAAUUUGAUCCUCAUUUAUGGCUUGGCUCUGCUUUUGACGUUAAUCGUUGAAAUACCAGCAACUCGAGCAGCAAUGAAAUAUAUAUCAAUGCCUGAAAGAGGAGGGACUGGGCGCAUAUUAACUCGGCCACAAAUCUAUAGCGACAUUAAAGUUGUUAACAACACAAUAAGCCAAGAAGUUGCCAAAAAUGGUCCAUAUCAAGUAUCCUUUGAUGGAUCAACUAUUCAUUCUGUUAAAUUUUGAAAAGAUUUCCGUUGUAAUAGAAUAAUAGAAAGUAAAAAAUACAGUAGUAACUAGGAUUAAGUUAACAAAAAAGGGGUCAGACUUAGGUUAAUUAUUAGGUGUUGCCAUCUCGAUAUUUAGUUUCAGGCACUAAACAAUAGGAAACUGGACAAAAUUCAAUUCAAUCGUAGAGGUACUUUUAUCCUUGUUAGAUGGCGACUAUGAAAAAAAUCUUCGAUUUUGUUAACUUGAGUCUGACUACUGCUGUAUAGUAUUAUAAUAAUCAUUGUUAUUGUAACAAUAAAAAAUAUGAUGAUGAUGAUGAC